Venustampulla echinocandica is the source of this 1560-nucleotide messenger RNA. RefSeq lists its product as uncharacterized. Bases 1 to 1560 code for a protein of 519 amino acids. The record is from RefSeq and is a predicted model, not a curated record. NCBI's taxonomy places the organism in Eukaryota, Fungi, Ascomycota, Leotiomycetes, Helotiales, Pleuroascaceae. Gene Ontology annotation, molecular function: protein binding. The transcript has a single exon.
AUGAUCUCCCAGGCGAGAUCCGCAACAAAGUAUACCGCCUCAUUCUUUGCGCGACGGAACCCCCCAACACCAAAUGAGACAGGCUUCGAAGGGGUUCUGAGUCAGAUCACACAAUUUCGGCCCAGUAUCGAAACCCAGAUACUAAAAACCUGUCGGUCGAUUUACACGGAGGCCAACUAUGUGAUGCUCAAGAUGAAUCUCCUCGUGAAAGUUAUAGCCAAGAUGCCAGACAACUAUAUUCUUCCCAUCCUCAUAGUAAAACGCGUGCCAAUUCUGGAAUUACCUCUGUCAAAGGUCAAAAACUUCAAAGCCUUUGUCAUGUCCCAUGAAAUGACCAUACGCGGUCCUGAAAGGGGGAUCCCAUUCAAUUUUAUACUUCGCCAUCGCAGCCUUGAUCACUUCUGCAGAGCGCUCGAACUCAGCCCAUGGCAAGCUAGCCCGCGCGAUGAACUUGUCUCCCACACUGUUGCCCUUAUCGAUCCUUACGAGGGCGAAAGUUUGCCUAAUUCGCCGGCGUUUUACUCGCGUGAGCUGGAGGAGAAGCUCAUCUCUCCGUAUAGCGCCGCUCUACGAGGAUUCCCCGACUUCAAAAUCAAGGGUGCUAUCUCGGAAGAUCUCAGUGCUGCUGCUGUUGAGGAAAUCACUCGCCCGUUAACUGACACACCCGAGAGCGUCCUUCACGAAGUAGAGGAGUUGAAAUCAAAAGGAAAUGAAUUCUUCAGGAAUGGAGACGGGAAAAUGGCCAGUCAAAGUUGGACUAAAGCUUUAUUCAUGGCACUCCACAUUCUAGGAUCUCCAGCAGGGGAAAAGGUGCAAAAUGCUGGAGGGAUGACCUUUCUCAAUCGGAUGGUUGCACUAUAUUUUGAUUGUUAUUCAAACUACGCUCAAAAUUAUCUCAAGUCGAUGCGAGAAAAUGCAACGGAUCAUGAACUUGUACGCUCCUUCGGUAAUGGAUUUUUUAAUGCUAUUUACGGGGCACUUGGCACAUCGGACAAGUUCCCAAAUGCCACCUGGGAACCGUCCGAUCAGCAAAUUGCGAAGGUCUUUUAUAGAGAAGCGGUCGGGUGCAGACUUAUUGGAGAAGGAUUUCUAGGUCAAGCAGAGACAGCUAUCCAACGUGCGAAUCAUGUAACGCCUGGUGAUGUUGAGAUUGAACGGGAGAGGGAAAGGAUUUCGAGAUGGAGGAGAAGUGUACAUUACAUGGCUGAGUACUCGAGUAUGGGAUUUCAUGCAUCACCACGUGCAAGAAGUGGCGUGAAGAACACUGAGAGCAUUGCUCUACAUAAUAUGAUGUGUAGUACAGUAGCCUCAGAACUAUUGAAAAUAGUCAUGGUGGUUAGUUUAAUAGAUAUGUGUAUUGAGAUACUGAUGUCAUUUUUGCUCUCAUUUGUGUUUCCUAAGCAUCAUCAUGCGUUCUUUUCAACCUCAACUACGGCCACCACACUAACCCAAGCCUGUUACGAGUCUCUCUUGUUCACUUUGGCGACUGGGUCCCAGCUUUAUCACACGCAGAAUGCUAUGCAACCUAUGCAACCCCCCCACCCCGGAGCUUAUAAAUAG